AUGUUUCGUUGGUCACUGAGAUAUUCAAGGGUCAUAGAGUCAGAGAAUGUUCGAAUCCUUCCUGACUGUCGCCUUGUCACCACUACCAGCUCAACAUAUGAAGUCAGGAGAAAUACUACUUCAUCUAUGCGUGAUCCAGUUAAUGAUGGCACAAAAUAUGUUAGAUUUGCUACGAUAUUGAUCACAGCCAUUAUUGGACUUCGACUUGUCAAUUCUAUAUUUGAUGGACAAAGCUACAGAAGUUUUGGUGAUACUUUCAAAUCGCAUGCUUUUUCGUGGCCUCAACAUUACAAUAUAUUUUUGCCCCAAGACAGAUUGGAUGUCAACGAUGAAGAUGACGAAAUUUGAACGGGUGACAUUUAACGUUGAGGUAAAUUACAGUCACGAAAUUUUUAUUUGUCUGAAGCAAAAAUAGUUUUCUGUGUAGGACGAGAGUAGAUGUACGGCAAAGCAUUGGAACCAUGGAAUUUUAUUUGCACUUAUUUCAUUUCGUAACCAUGUCCUUAAGUGAUGAUGUAAUUGUAUUGUAAUUGUGGCCUUGUUUUGAUUUUUAGUGUGAAAUUUCACAGUAUUAACUAUCCGGUUUGUAGUUUGAAAGUCUCCCCUGACUUUCUCUUGAGUAUACUGAUGUUUUUGGGAAAGACGUCUUCUACUUUUCCAUUCUUCCUAUCACGUAUCCAACAUGCCUACUCGUUGAAUUGUCCAGAUGGAAUUUUAUAAAGCAUUCUCUGUUUCUCAGUCAUUCCAUUCUAAUCUUCAUUUUGCCAAUUAUGUCUAAUUCUAAAUUAGAAGUUCUGGCGCAUAGUUUGUAGAAUUAUUGUAAUGCCAACCAUAUACAUCUCAAACUCAUCGAACUUAUAACUGGCCGAUCAGACUUUUGAACCGGGUUCAAAGAUUGUCCAUUUUAUAAGACUGGUUUAAAUUAAUUAUUGUUGUAUGGAAAGAAAUUUUAUCUCGAAAGUUUGAUGUCCACCUUUUUUUUUCAUCUCUUUAUUCAUCUGAUUGCAGUAUUUACUGUAAAAUGAUUAGAAUAUUUUGAUGUUGCAACCUCCAAUUUCCUUUCGAAACAGUACUUUUUUCCUAGUCUAAACACUGCGAUAAGCAACCAAAAUAGUUAAUGUCAAAAUGAAACAUUUGUUUUGUUUCUGUUUUUGCCUACUGUAUAUUUAUUUUUGUAAACCGAUUAACAUGCUCCUUUUUUUGUUUAAUUAAGUUCUCAUUUAUAAUAGUCGAGAAAGAAGUAGAUUUGAUUUAUUCGUC
Molecule: messenger RNA, 1260 nt
Organism: Loa loa (African eye worm)
Lineage: Eukaryota; Metazoa; Nematoda; Chromadorea; Rhabditida; Onchocercidae
Exons: 3
Coding region: 1-348 (115 amino acids)
Source: RefSeq, a predicted model, not a curated record